Molecule: messenger RNA, 4409 nt
Organism: Brienomyrus brachyistius
Lineage: Eukaryota; Metazoa; Chordata; Actinopteri; Osteoglossiformes; Mormyridae
Gene: mxd1
Product: MAX dimerization protein 1
Exons: 6
Coding region: 840-1505 (221 amino acids)
Biological process (GO): negative regulation of transcription by RNA polymerase II
Molecular function (GO): protein dimerization activity; DNA-binding transcription factor activity, RNA polymerase II-specific; RNA polymerase II cis-regulatory region sequence-specific DNA binding
Source: RefSeq, a predicted model, not a curated record
AGCGAUCUCUCAGCAGUGCCGCUCGGCAUCUACGCUUUCCCUUCUUGCUGUUUUUAAUAAACAAACGGCUUCACUCGGCCCGGUCAGUUAGCGCGGCUCGAGACUGGUGGUCCGCGUCGCUCGUUUCGGCAGCUCACAGGCUAAGGGCACAGGUGCACUUGAAUCGGAAGAGGUCCCGCUGUCGUUGCACUUAUAUACUGUAUUUUUUUGUUAUUUUUCUCGUUGAUUAUUCGGAACUAUUUUUAUAUAACUACAUUUAGCUAGGUAGCUAACACACACAGUUAACUAGAUGGUAUUUUUUUCGUAGCUGGAGGGCUAUUUAGAGUGCUAAUGUUUUUAAGCCAGCUCAGAGCUAGUCACCUGUAUGUCAGUUAAGCUGUCGUUUCUCUGGUGAACUUAAAAACAUUUUUAUUCAUAAUUUCAGACUGAAACAUUCUCAUUCUCUGGUCCUUUCGUCGCUGGCUAACUUACUAUCGGCCAGACUUAAACGCGAGCAGCCGAGGAGUUAGCCGAGCAGCUAGCAGACGUUGUGUCAGUGGCAGCAACCGUUACUGUUUAUUUUAUUAUUAAUGUGACGGGACAGGCGUCGACAUCACCGAUUUUACACUCAAAUAACACCCGUAGCUGGGUAGAGCUUACCAAGCAUCGGUGCUCGUCAACUUAGCUAAAAACAAUCACAUAUAAAUAUAUCAGUUAGUGUUAUUCGGAGGAUUUUCCAUACUCUACAGGUAUAUGGAAUAAGCGGCUCGCGUUAACAGACCAACAGCGUUUGGGUGUAAACUGAGCUGGGGGCUGAAACAGCGCUGAAAGCCAGCCGUCCAUCGGCGUCAUUGUGGAAAAUGGCGGCGGUGGGGAUGGUGCAGAUGCUGAUCGAGGCUGCGGAGUACCUUGAGCGCAGGGAGAGAGAGGCUGAACACGGCUAUGCCUCCAUGCUGCCCUAUAGCACCAGCAAAGAGAGAGACAGCUUGAAGCGAAAGAGUAAAAACAAGAAGAAUUCCAGCACCAGGUCCACACACAAUGAAAUGGAGAAGAACAGACGGGCACACUUGCGGCUGUGUCUGGAGCGCUUGAAGUCACUGGUACCCCUGGGACCUGACUCCAACCGUCACACCACCCUCAGCCUACUGAUGAAAGCCAAGGAACACAUCAAGCGCCUGGAGGAGAGCGAGCGCCGGGCCCAGCACACCAUCGACCAGCUGCAGCGGGAGCAAAGGCACCUGCGACGUCGCCUGGAGCAGCUGGGCGUGGAACGAACACGCAUGGAUAGUGUGGGGUCUACGGUCUCCUCAGAGAAGUCUGACUCGGACCAGGAGGAGCUCGAUGUGGACGUGGAGGGCACGGACUACUUGCUGGGAGACUUGGAGUGGAGCACCAGCAGUGUGAGCGACUCGGACGAGCGGGCCAGCAUGCGCAGCAGCUGCAGCGACGAAGGCUAUUCCAGCGCCAGCCUGCGCCGUCUCACCAAUCUUCAGGACAAGGCCACUGUGCUGGGAUGCAGCCUCUAAGGGGAGCCUCCUGCCCCUACUCAGCCAGUCCCCACCAGUCAGACCUGAUACCGAGCACAACUGGUCAGACCAAACCUAAGAUCCCCACCCCCCCUGCCCUCUCCCACUUCCUGGCACCAGGCCUUCACACGUUCGAGACACAGCCAGGAACUUGUCUGGCUUCUAGAUCCCCACGGACUUCUGUGUGUCCAGUCAUUUGAGUGAAUUUUUCAUGGGCGUGGCCCAGUUAGAUGGCUGGAUCCAUGAGGACCGCUUGCCCCAUUACUGCCCCUACCCAUUCCAGCUGUGGGGGCCAGUAAAUGGCCGCUGUACCUUUGCACUAUAAAGCGGGGCCCUGUUUCCAUUGCCAAGAACCAGGGCGGUGUCAGCCAACUCCCGCUGAUUGUCUGACCAUGAUAUUUUGCACUUGAUCAGUGGUAGACGUGUUCCGAAGACCUGCAUCUACUCAGAAUGUAUCAGUAAAGGUGUGGUUUUGAGCCACUUUAAGCCCGACGGCCAGCCACCGCCUCCCUUUCGGGGGCUGGGUCCCGCCCUGAGGGCCUGCCGAGCAAUACCUCCAUCAGCCACGUUGGCACCACGGCGGGUCCCCACGUCUCCCUCAUCCUUCCUUACAGGGCUCAUUUAUGUCCCUAAGCUGAGUCGGUCGCGUCCACGACCAGAGACAGAAAAGCGCUGUGAAGAGCCACGUACAGCAUGAGUCUGGGGCCUGGGGGGAGAGGCCUCUUUCUGAAGACAGCGGCUUUUGCCUGUUUUUAUUCCAUCUCGUGGUCAGAUAGCCUGUUAAACGUGUGGCAGAGCAAAGUGUGAAGCACAUUCCAUGUCAAGUUGAUGCAGCCUGAUGGAGGAGCGGGAGAGUCUAGGGGGUGACAGAGGAAGUGAUGAAAUGUUUGUGGGGACGGGGGGGGUGGGGGUGGGUGUCCGGCAGGGUGCUGCUGGUACAGACGUGUUCUGCCAUCCAGCCCAUGUGUUUGUUGUUAUUUCAGCAAAAUGUAGCCAUUUUCAUGUAAAUACUUUACAAGAAGAUAUUUAUAUCUAAAAAGUAAUUUAUAUUUGAUCUAAAUAUGCUAAAGGUUAUAUUUCAGUAGGUAUAGUUAUUGCUUAAUUUGCUUUCCGUUCUCCCAGCAGUUUUAAAUGUGUAGUUGGUUUGGCACUGCGUUGUGGAUUGGUCUUAAUGCUGUCUUUUAGUGCAUAGGAUUUUACGUACGUUCAGAAAGUGAGGCGUUGCUCCGGGAAUGAAAUGUUUUGCCCAUGGUUCGUUGUAAGAGACAUUUUUAGCUGUUUAAAAAGCCGUGCGUCUUUCAUGCAUGCGAGCCGAAAACGGAAAUAUUAAAAAAAGAAAAAAAAAAGUAAAUAAGUAGAGAAGCAAAGAGCCCGAGUGUGUAGAGCAGGGUGUAGUGGAGCGGAAGCGGUCUCUCCUGCCUGUGAGCCUUAUGGAGGUGGUCCGUCCAUCUCUCCCACAUAAGCAGGCAGCUGCAGCCAUGGGACUCCCAGUUAUGACUUAGUCCAAAUCCAGCACUCCGCCACAGGGCAGCUCCCAUUAGGCCUGCCUGUGAAUUGUUAACCUUAUAGGUUAGGAAAAGGAAAAAAACACACACAGCUUGGUCUGGACACAAGGUGUAGGUUUUACACUUUUAAGAAUGUAAGCAGUCAUGAGGCCAGGGACUGUGAGUUGACAAGGUUUUUGAAUGUAGUGUCCAUCCCUGUCUUACAGGGCAGCAGAUGGAGUUAGACAAGUGGAGUCGGUUCAAAAUGAAUAAAACUAACCAAAAAAAUCUAAAAGUAGGAUACGUGAGUGAGUCUGUGCGGUGCUGCUCCUCUAUAGUGUGAUGGCCUCGCUGCAGCGUAGAUGUGCUCGGGAUCUGUACUGUGGCCUGCAUGUGUCGGCCCUGUGAUUGGCCCGUUCACGUGCUCUGGGACAGUGGUGGUAGUGAACGUCAUUGUUGAUUGGUCUCGUUGCUGUCCUCAGAAAGAGGUGGGGGGGGGGGGAGGGGGGCUGGUGUUACACUUUUAAACAGCCAUUUAUAUAGAUAAGCUUUUGUCUGGUUUUUAAUUGUCAAAGGAGGGGAAGGUGCAAAAAAAAUAAAAUAAAUAAAGGUCCACUUAAUUCGAGCUCGUAGGAAGUGUCAGUGUCACGUCACAGUCUGCUCUCUCUGCUGCUGUGAGCGGUGUGUGUGCGUCUUCCACCCUCCCUAUCCUCCACAUAGCAGCAUUACGCGAGGGGGGGGCAGCGGUGCAGAGGUCCACACAGGGUGUACGGGGCCCCACAUUUAGUUUGGUUUCCUCGUCGUUUCUCCUCGCGCAGUCCCCUUUUUCACGGAAGACUUUGUAUCGAUCUCGGUGCUUCGGUGCGCUCCCCGCCAGCAGGUGUGCAUUAUUUCAGAGCAAGACUGCGGUUUGAGGAAGCAGAGCUGCAGUCCAUUUACAUCAGCGGGGCACAACUUGGGCUUUGACUUUGCUUCCUUUUAUACCUUUGUUUGUCUCUGUAAACUGACUGAAGCCUUAAAACAGUCAGAUGUAUGACCGCGGUAUGAUGACCACCACAUGCUUACAUGCGUAUGAUGUCAUGCGGGUAUGCAUCCUGUACACAGUCUCUCUCACAAACUACACACAUCACACACAUUCCUUUGCUCAUUGUGGCUGUGUCUCUGGUGUGUCCCUCUCUUGCCCACACACACGCAGUCAGGACUGACUCUGUGCCUCUUACAGGCUUAACGUGGUUUUAUGUCUGUUAAACAAGCAAACAGAAGGUGGACAUUUUUGUGCACUUAUUUUUAGAAUUGGGAAAUUUGGACAACAUAGAAUUUAAAAGAAACAUUUAAAAUGAGAAAAACAUUGUGAAAAUGUGGAGCAGUUAUUUAUAUUUGCCAGUGACAUGGAUAGAAUAAAUAAAAAGUUGUUUACCUA